AUGCCCAGCCGUCGCGAGCCCAUCUUGUACUUGGUCGGGCUCUGCAUGAUGGCCUUUUCUUGCCGUCCUUCGGGAAACGCAUACCGGUCACUCUGCAAGCCAUGCAGUCAUCAAACUGUUCCCCCGCCAGCGCCUUCUCCACCUCCUCUGGCUUCAUCUGCCAGGGGGCGCUGUCCUUCGGGGGUACCAUGGCUGUAUUGUGGCUGGUCGGAUGAAGGAAGGCGGAAGCCGGAGCAACGCGAUGAACUGGUCGGCUACCGCGAUAGAAACAAGGGAGCCCUGGACCUAUUGACUUCCCAGAGCCGUGUCCCGAUCCUAGAACAUGUGUACCGCUCCCGGCCGCCCUCCGCAUCGUCCCUCAUCCCACUCUAUCUCGCCCACCCUGAGCCGCGUCCCUCGCUGCUCUACCUGCCCGGCGCCUCUCCGCCGGUCACGGUAUUCUCCAUUACGCACUCCAACCUCCUCUUCCUGUCUCCCAGCGAUGUGGACGCCGACCCGCUGCUCGUCCUCGAGUUCCUGCACCGGGUGAUCGACGUGCUGGAGGAGUUUAUCGGUGCGCCCUUGCUCUCGACCAAGCUGCAGGCCAACUAUGAUGUCGUCGCGCAGCUGCUCACGGAGAUGUGCGAUGCGGGGCUGGUGUGUAACACGGAGAUUAAUGCUCUGCAAGAAAACGUGGAGGUUCCGGGAUGGGUGGACAAGUUGCUCGGCGGGGUAGGAUUGUCAGGGACUUCAUCGCCAGCUCUCGCACCGUCGAAUCCGCUAAAACAAUCGUUAUCUCCGGCGGCCAAUGUGGCUUCCGGGCCGGCAAUUCCAUGGCGACGGCCAGGUGUACGCCAUACCUCCAAUGAACUAUACGUCGAUAUCAUUGAAUCGCUAUCCGUGACGAUUGCACCGUCAGGAAGAAUUAUUUCCGCUUUGGCGUCGGGCACGAUCGCAUUCACUGCAAAAAUAUCAGGGGUGCCAGAUCUGGUCCUGACGUUGACCACUCCGGCAGGCCAGCAAGGAAUCUCCCGCAAGAUGGAACUUCCUGUCUUUCAUCCCUGCGUGCGUCUCGCGCGAUGGCGAGAGCGGCCAGGUGAGCUUAGCUUUGUGCCUCCGGACGGCCGAUUCAUCCUCGCGGGUUACGAAACCGACCUCCUUCCAAUAGAUCCGGGCCUGGACAAGCCCCCGACUCACAUGGAGAAAUUAUUCCUACCAGCAUUUGUCGAUGUGCAGAAGAUGCUGGGGCCAAAUGGGACGGAUUUUGAAGUUCGCUUGACUCUGAAUACCAACUUUCCCGGCAGUACUGCGUCGUUCCGACACGGCACAGGACGCAGCGGAUCCGGCACGUCUACGCCGUCGUUCCUAGGUGGAAGCUCGACCAGCGGCAGUUCUUCUGCUCCCGCUCUCGACGAAGUCGUCGUGCAUGUCCCCAUCCCCAAGGCGGUCCGCAAUAUCACCGAUAUGCGCCCGAGCCGGGGUGAAGCCAACUACUCGCCAGGAGAUGAAUUUCUGGAAUGGCGGGUGCCGACCAAGGAUGCAGGGUCGAUUUCCGGGACAGCAACGUUACGUUGCACUGUCGUCGGCCACCAGGAAGACGUCUUCGACGAGACGGAAGCAGAAAUGACCGCCAACGCGAACAUGCUGCAGGGUUACUACGACGCCGAGUCCUACCAGCAGGACCCGACGACCUACACAUCAUCAUCGUAUCCGAAUGAAAAGCCGACCAAACAACGCAAGUCCAAGUCAUCCAAAACGAAAUCCUCCAAAUCGAAGAAAUCCCGCUCCAAAAAGGCUUCGUCUUCCGCUGCUGCACCAGACGCGGCUGAAGAGCCUUCUCCAUCGCCCACGCCACCACCACAACCGCCUUCUGCACCGUCGAAGAAUGACUCUUCACGCAAAGCGCAGCUAAAGGCGUCGCUGAUGCCCACCUCGGCGACCGUCUCGUUCUCCGUCCGCGGCUGGCUACCCUCAGGGAUCCGGGUCGAGAGUCUGAUCAUCGACCCGCGCCGGAGCCGCGGUUUAGGCGAGGGAGUGCGGCCGUACAAGGGGGUGAAAUAUCUUACUUACGCAUGUACUGUACGCAUGUACUGUACGCAUGUACUGUACGCAUGUACUGUACGCAUGUACUGUACGCAUGUACUGUACGCAUGUACUGUACGCAUGUACGCAUAUAAAAUAAUAAUGACGAUGGAUGAUGAUAAUGAUGAUGAUGACUACGACCGUGACCGUCAAUUCCAAUCCAUUCUGACGUAG
Molecule: messenger RNA, 2235 nt
Organism: Rasamsonia emersonii CBS 393.64
Lineage: Eukaryota; Fungi; Ascomycota; Eurotiomycetes; Eurotiales; Trichocomaceae
Product: AP-3 adaptor complex subunit mu
Exons: 6
Coding region: 1-2235 (744 amino acids)
Biological process (GO): endocytosis; intracellular protein transport
Cellular component (GO): clathrin adaptor complex; cytoplasmic vesicle
Source: RefSeq, a predicted model, not a curated record